GCGCUACAGUUUGGUUGUCACGGAAACCAGCCCCUCAUCAAACAGCGGCCACACUAGCAACUGCAGCAAGCGACACCGUCAACGAAGUCGAGGUAAUAAUUGUCGACAUUUCGUCUGUGGUUGUGAUGCAGGGUAACAGGAAUGGGAUGAUUCCCUUCCCACCACCCAUCAGCAGAGACAGGGUCAUCUGGGAAUUCCCAAAGUGCUACACGCUUAAUGCCUCUCUGCAGCUGAAGAAAGAUUGGGACAUUCAGGCUAAAGCGGCCUGUAAAGACGGAGCCGCUAGGCAUCAGCCGUGGGACCGGCAGAGAAUGUCAAAAGUGGUGGUUGUUGGAGACCUUAAUGUGGGGAAGACCUGCCUCAUUAACAGGUUUUGUAAAGAUGUAUUUGAAAGAGACUAUAAGGCCACCAUAGGCGUAGACUUUGAAAUUGAGAGGUUUGAGGUAUCUGGAGCACCUUUCUCCCUUCAGAUCUGGGAUACUGCUGGGCAGGAAAAAUUCAAGUGCAUCGCGUCUGCAUACUACAGAGGUGCUCAGGUCAUUAUCACAGUCUUUGACAUGGCAGACAUUAAGUCCCUGGAUCAUACACGCCAAUGGUUGGAGGAGGCCUUGAGAGAAAAUGAGCCUGACUCCUGUUUCAUCUUCUUGGUUGGAACUAAGAAUGACCUGAUGCCUUUAGAUGAAAGACAGAGAACAGAAAAAGAUGCCAUUGGGAUAGCAACAGAAAUGCAUGCAGAGUUUUGGGCUGUUUCGGCUAAAACGGGUGAGAACGUGCAGGGUUUUUUCUUCAGAGUGGCAGCUUUGGCCUUUGAGAAGUGUGUGCUGAAGGACAUGGAGAAUGGGCUCCCUGCUACCAUCGGACAUGGAGGUAGUAUCAAAUCAGAUUGUGUGAACCUAGAGAAAGCCUCGUCCCAAGACAUGAAGAGAGGCUGCUGCUGAUGAAACAAGGAACUCUCACAGUGUGCUGUUAAGGAGAGCGGAACCAGACACAGGCUCUCUUUGAGCUUCAGCUGCAGAAAUGAAAGUGACUGACCAUGUUCAAAUGUGCCUUAGGACAUGUUCCACUAGGUUUCUCACCAUUAAAGUCAUCAAAACUGCCAUGCAUUCUAUUGCAAAGGGUUCAACUUGUAUGUGCUCCUGAAAGCCAGCUGUUUUAGGAUUGAAGCUGACAAAAAUGAACUCUUUUUGCGGAUACAAAAUAUUAUGAAUUUGUCCGUUUUCAUUGGAAAGCUGUCAGUAUUUAAUACAGAAUUUAGACAAUAGUAAACCCAAGAUAAAACACAAUACAAUGCCAGUAACAAAUCUGACAAAUCAGUGUGUUUCAUUAAAAUAAGUUGAAUUUAUCGUAUUCUCAUGAAGUAUUGGUCACUUCUGCAAUACCUGUACAACCUCCACUAUGUCCAUCACCUCAGCAGUGGAUAGUAGUCCCUGGACCAUACUCAUUUAUGACAUACCAAUAUGGCCCCUGGUGAAACCUUUGUAUGGAUGCUUUUGAUUUUCUUUGCUGCUUUCAUAGUGUUUGUUUUUUUCAUACAGUAUUGUUGUGGAAUAUGUCUAAUAUCUGAAUAUGUGUAUAGGUUGUACUCUGUGAGCGAGGAAACCAAAUCUUAAUGUUUACUUUUAAGUAAUAAAAGUGUAAAUGAGUCCACUCUUAACUCUACAAAUAUAAUGAUCACGACAUUAUAAUGUAAUUUCUUAAAGUAGUAUCUUGAUUCAUUGGAGCGAAGGCUAACUAUAGCAGCUGUGCAUUUAUGA
Messenger RNA from Anoplopoma fimbria (sablefish), 1754 nucleotides. RefSeq names its product RAB36, member RAS oncogene family (gene rab36). Gene Ontology annotation, molecular function: GTPase activity; GTP binding. The transcript is spliced from 11 exons. The record is from RefSeq and is a predicted model, not a curated record. The annotation marks the transcript as partial. NCBI's taxonomy places the organism in Eukaryota, Metazoa, Chordata, Actinopteri, Perciformes, Anoplopomatidae.